Messenger RNA from Actinia tenebrosa (Australian red waratah sea anemone), 2022 nucleotides. RefSeq names its product rhomboid-related protein 4. The record is from RefSeq and is a predicted model, not a curated record. Gene Ontology annotation, cellular component: membrane. Gene Ontology annotation, molecular function: serine-type endopeptidase activity. Lineage: Eukaryota; Metazoa; Cnidaria; Anthozoa; Actiniaria; Actiniidae.
UGAUGAGUCAUUAAAAACCCUGGCAAUGAUUGUGAAAGUUUGCAUCAUUUUGGUGGCUUAGAAAAGGCCACGUAUGCUUAAAGAUAUAUAUAAAUAAACUUCAAGUGAUAGCUCAAGAGUUUAUUAUCACUAACUGAAGGUAGGCUGAAUACUCAUUCGAUCUAGGCGAAAUCAAGUUUUGACAAGUCAUGGAUCAAAGACGCCAUAAUCGAGGAGGCAUCGGAUUACUUCUUCUUUUCACUCAAUUGUACAACUUUGGAUUCAAUCGUAUCCCUCCAGUAACUCUUGCAUUUAUCGCUGGAAAUGUAGGGAUCUAUUUACGCCUUUUACCUAACAUUCCUGGUCUGGGAGAAGCUUGUGUAAGUGCCCAUCAUGUGUGGUUCAACGGCGACUGGAAGCGGCUUAUUUAUGCAUCGUUUUUUCACCUUGAUGAUUGGCAUUUGUACUACAAUAUGGCGUCGUUUCUAUGGAAGGGGAAAAGCCUGGAAUCAAGCAUGGGAAGUCAAAUGUUUCUUUUCGUGUUGUCGGUAUUUAGUGUCUUGACAAGUGCUGUUUUAGUUGGAUUAGACGUUGCUCUUGCCAACGUACUUAACGACCCGUCUUACUUGUACACUUGCGCAGCGGGUUUUUCUGGUGUUAUUUUUGCUCUCAAUGUACUGACGACUUACGAGAUUCCACAUGAGACAUCUAUGGUUAUGGGGAUAUUCCCCAUUCCUAUGAGAUAUGCAUGCUGGGCAGAGCUUAUCCUCAUACAACUGCUCGUCCCUAAUGCGUCAUUCACUGGUCAUUUAGCUGGGAUAAUUGUUGGUCUGUUGUAUGUGAAGGGCCCUUUGAAGUCAGUCAUGAAUGGCAUAGCAAGAAUAGCAUUUGAUGGAAGACGUUUUGGAGGAUUUCGCCAAUCUUACACAUACCAUGCAGCUCCAACAGGAACAAGAUAUGUAGCUCCACAACCUAGAAGACCCCCUAAUGACUCAGAUGAUGAGGAACUCCAAGCUGCCAUCAGGGCCAGCCUUCGAGAAACUCACCAUUCCCCUCCUCCCCAGAAUCAAAGGUCUCGUAUUCCUCGUCAUGACUUACCUUAUCCGACUCAUAACGGAGAAAAUGACCCAGUUUUCCAAGCUGCCCUCGCAGAAAGCCUCAGACAAAGGCAAGGUACUACCCAACAGAGUAAUCACAUCCCAGAAGCUAUGCCCUAUCCUCCUGGAGGGACAAUGUCUCAAUCUCCCGGUACAGUAGACGGCUCUUCUUUACUCCCGUCCUAUGAAGAGGCCACAAACGAAAGGCUUUAUCCAAGCCUACCAAAUGAUGGUUCACAAAAUGCAAGACCAGCGACACCAAGUGCCCCACCACCACCACCUUAUGAUACACCGGUAACACCUCCUUAUCCACAGCACGACACGAUACCAACCCCUGAUAUCAUUCGUCAAAGACGACUGAGAAGAUUUGAACGAUAAAGUUUUAAAAUAAUCGACAGAAAAAUAGCAAUUAUUCACAUGUACAUUUUUUUUGAAUAAAAAGUAGUAGUCAUUGGAUUAGUUCCAGCGUUUGAAGUGCGCGCGCGACAGGUUUUUCCCGCCAAAAGUAAUCACUACCAUGUGAAACACUAUUGUCAGCCCGCUUUUUCGUUUAAUCCCAAUUAUUUUUUUAAAAAAAAAGGAAAAGCAUUUUUGUCAUACUUGUUGAAAUUCGAUGUUAGAAAAAAGGCUUAACACUUUUCAUUUUGGUCUCCAAGAUAGAGAUCUUGUUCAACUUCGUUGGACAUAUAAAAAAUUAACAGCCAAAUGAUAAGAAUGAGGGAAUAAUAAACAAUAAUAGGCCAGUUAGACAUAGGAAUACGGAAUGUACACAGGAUUUCUAGGCUUUACGCCACUGAACUUACAGUCAAAUUGACACAUUUUGAAUCAUUUCCACAAAUGUAAUACAAAUGUGCCUUAGUCAAACGCUGGGCGAAAUAGCAGAGAUAAUUGCUUAAAUAUGUAGGAACGAAAGUAAUGACUUGUAAUAAACGUUAUCGCGCUCCAA